AUGCUGUUCUACUUCCCCGACAUCCUUCCCCAGCUUGUGUUCAUGGAGCCACAGAUGUUGCGGGAUAAGGCUCGGAGCUGGUGCGAGACCUACCACAUGAGGCAGGGAAAGAAAGGCGUGCCGAGAGAGAAGCUGAGGUUCCGUGACCACGGCGCAAGUGACGGAAAAGUUUCUGGGGCGAGUUCGGAGAGCCACUACGAGCCACCUCUGUUCACACCCAAGAGCUGGUGA
Geodia barretti is the source of this 231-nucleotide messenger RNA. NCBI's taxonomy places the organism in Eukaryota, Metazoa, Porifera, Demospongiae, Tetractinellida, Geodiidae. The record is from the annotation of a GenBank genome assembly.